UUACCUGGAAUAGUUUUUGUUUUGUUUGCUAGCAGGGCUCGGUCACAGGUCUGUCUUUUUCUGAAUCUGCGGAACUUCGAAACCCGAUGCUACACGACACUUUACGACAGGCCAGAGGUUGCUGAGAAGCCGAAGUCAAGAUACCCUUCCAGUGAGAUUAGGGUUAGGGUUAGGGUUAGAUUAAAUUAAAUUAAAAAUCAAAGCAGAUGUUUUGAGUUGAAACCAGAAAAAGGAGAGGAAGGAGACGCAGCAUUUUUGUUGGACUGUGAGGUUCUGGAGGUGCUACAUCCCAAGACAUUUUGUGGACUUUUGUCAUCCUAGUUGAACAUAGACUGAUAACUGCAUCAUGUGGAUCGCUCAGUCUCCUGAAGAAAGUACAACACCGUUGAACCCAACACACAUAGUGGUUCCGCGGCCAGGACGCCACAGAAGGCCCAUGACGGCUCCAAAAACACAGAAAGAGAGGGCAUCUAAGACCAAGAAGGUGUUGUUAACGGUUGGAGCAGUUGUGGUGUUGCUAGGGAUCCUGGUCACCGCAGCAUAUUUCAUAAAGCAGCUGAUUGACAGCAAGUACUUCUUUUGCACAAAGUCGUUUAAGUUCAUCCCGCUAGAUAAAGCGUGCGAUGGAACAGAUGAUUGCAGUGGAGGGGAAGAUGAACAAACAUGUUUGUCAAGGUUCAAGGUUAACACCACCUUUCCAGUGCGCCUCAUGACCCAUCAGAGUGUUCUCCAGGUAUACGAUCCCAGCUCAGGAUGGAGGAGCGUGUGUAGCGAAGGCUGGACCGAGCAACACACGGAAAUGACGUGCAGGCAGCUGGGCUACACAAAUAAACCUCAAAGCACCAAAGUCCCGGUCAACACAUUAUUAUCUAACCUGACAUCUGGACCAUUUGCUGCACUCAAAUCGGGGACAGCAAACACGCCCGUUCAACAUGCUGCAGUUGAUCAGAGUGCAUGCAGAUCCGGAGCUGUGGUUUCUUUAGCCUGUUCAGAUUGUGGACAGGGGGACACUCAGAACCGUAUUGUUGGUGGUACUGAUGCUACCAUCGAGGAUUGGCCAUGGCAGGUGAGCCUCCAGCAGGGCGGCCAGCACACAUGUGGAGGCUCCUUAGUGUCGCCACGUUGGGUCGUCACUGCAGCCCACUGCUUCACCGCCAGUAAAAAGGAGCUGAGUCGCUGGAAAGUGGUUUCGGGCCGGACCUACAUGAGCACACUGGGAGGUUCCUCUGUGGACCGGAUCAUCCUCAACGGAAACUACGACCCAGCUCGCAAUGAUUAUGACAUAGCACUAAUGAGGCUCACCAGUCCAAUCACAGUGGGAGCGAGCCAGAUGCCGGUUUGUCUACCCCCAAAAUCCUACAACCUUGCUCCUUCAGCAUCGAUGGUGGUGACCGGUUGGGGCUAUCUGGAGGAAAACGGAAACAUCUCUCCAUCGCUGCAGAAAGCCAACAUCCCUCUCAUCGAAAGAACCAAGUGUGCCAGCCCCACUGUGUAUGGCAGCGCCAUCACCGAUAGGAUGAUCUGUGCUGGUUUUCUGGAGGGGAAAGUGGACGCAUGUCAGGGUGACAGCGGCGGGCCCUUGGUGCACUUCACCUCGUCCAAGUGGUACCUGUUCGGGGUGGUGAGCUGGGGCGUGGGCUGCGCCAGGGAGAGGCGUCCUGGCGUCUACAGCAACGUGGAGGAGAUGCUCAACUGGAUUCACACAGUCAUCGAGAAAAACCCAUGAUGAUCCCCAUUUUGACAACCAAUAUGUAGGACCACGCUGCAAGUUAAGAUGCGGAUUUCACAGGGGUAACAGAUGAACUACAGCAAAACAUCAAUGUGGAAAAAGGAUGCACAUGACUUCAUGCGGAUUUUGGGUUAUUGUUUCUGAUCGGGUAAGGUUGUUUCAUUGGGUUGGAUGAGAUUUUAAUAGAAGAUAUUGUGUGAAGUGAACGAAGCAAAACAAUAACAAUUUGAACUAACGGUCUGCAUGAAUCUCAUCCAGGUGUUCAAUGUACGUUUACUGAAUUGUCAAAUGGGUUGUUCCAGAAAAUUGGAGACAAUUUAGGGACAGUUUCUUUAAAAAUAAAAAUAAAAAAAUCAUUAAUUUUAACCCCCCUUCCCAAGAAAAACAAGUACUGUAAUAAAUCAACCCAUUUCAUUUAUUCAGGUCACCCACCAACAUUACACUUUCAAUGCAAUUUUAUUUGUGAAAUUAUAUAUUUUGGUGCAAUAAUGUUACAAAUACUUGGGCACAUAAAAAAACAUUUCAAAUUUAAAUCCUAAAUCUCUUGCAAUCAUAUACAUUAUAUCGGAUGACUAAUUUUAACUGUCACACUACAGUAACAGUUGACGCCAAUGUGACAGAACAGAUGCUAGCUGUAACUUAGCUUUAUAAAAUAAAAUGUUUUAACAAUUCUAAGGGUGCCAUAGAAACAUUUUUAUUUAUUUAUUUUGGAAACAAAACAAACUGCUUUAAAACUAAUUGUAUCUGAUUUACUUAAUUGGGGGUGGCACGGUGGAUGACUAAAUAAAAUGUAGGAAUCGUUUUCUAAAACAGAUGUUUACAUUUUGUCCUCUGAAAUCUGUAAUUUACAUGUACGGGCAUGUUUGCCUUGUGUGCUUGGGUUACAAUGGUGGUGAAAAAAAUGUCCUCCAAUUCUGGAAUGGCUCAUCUAUCUUUAAUGACUUGCUAUGUCCAGUACGGGCAAUGAUCAUAUCAUGCACAGCUGUAAAAUGGUACUAAGUCUAAAAUUACAGGGAAAUGUCUUUAUUAUUGCACUGGUUUAAAGCAUUGAUGGUGCCAAUUCAGUUACUCAUCAAAAAUGACAUGACAGAAUAAUUUCAAACGAGCACUUUAAUUUAGAAAAGAGAAUUGUGUUUGUGCAAAUGAUUCAAGUCAACAGAAUUUGAAUUCAAUGAAGCAUGGACUCACUAGGCUUUUAUGUUUUCAGACAUUUUUUUUUUUGUUUGAGCACAUCCAGUUUAAGUUGCACUCCAUUUUUAGAAUUAAAAUAAUUAUAGAAUGACAGAGGUAGUUGAUCAAAUAAGCAAGUGGGUGUAAUAAACUUUUGGAUAUUAAAUAAUCAAUUUCAUGUUGUUACUAUCGUGGCACAGUGGGUUACUGGUAAGCACACCCGACUCACAGUUCUGAGAACUGGGGUUCAAAUCUGGCCCCACCUGUGUAGCGUUUGCAUGUUCUCGUGCCUGAGUGAGUUUUCUCUGGGCACUCCUGUUUCCUCGCACAUUCCAAAAACAUGCAUUGUACUGUAGGUUCACUGAAGACUCUAAAUUGCCCAUAGGUAUGAGGGAGUGCGAAUGGUUGUUUGCUUAAAUGUGCCUUGCGAUUCGCUGGCGACCAGUUCAGGGUUUACGCCGCCUUCUGCCUGCAGUUAACUUGGAUAGGUUGCAGCACGCCCAGGACACCCGUGAGGAUAAGCAGUGUAGAAAAUGGAAAAUGGAUGGAUGUUGACAUAAUUUUUGCUCUACAUAUUUUGCAUUUGUAUAAUUUUAUAAAUACAGUUAUGUGAAGAAAGACUUGCCAAAACUGCAAUAAACCCACUCUAUAAACACUUCAUUUAUAAUACACUGCUUUUAGUCAAUAUUCUCUACAUCAGGGGUGCCCAGACUUUUUUAAUCCAAGAUGUACUUUUCCCCCAGCCUCUCGUGAGCUACUGACAGGGGUGGGGUGUUGGGGGGCUGAAUGAUGCUCCCUAAAAGUUUUAAGGUUAAUGUCAUGUUGCCUUUUAUAUUUAAAAUACAGAAUUAGCUUUUUGUGCAUUAUAUUGUUUGUGCUUUCUUCCUCGAUCAGGCUGUGCCAAGGUGGGAUUUUAACAUUACACACCAUCGCAUCCUGCACUUUCUACUUUGGCUGCAGACCAGACCUCUCCCUCAAAAAAGGGAAAAUCUCUUCCAGUUUCACUUUUUCUUCGAUUAUGCACAUGCUCCGACAGUAAUUGGAUCUUAAGACAACAGCAUUUCUUUAUUAACUUUUGCCAUUAUUAUUAAGAGUAAACAUAGGCAGGAUCUUUAGCUCGUUUUUGCUCUACGUUGCCCAGACUGUGUUGCUAACUAAAGCACUGGCGAUGGGCGCUGUCAUUAUAAACCACAUUGAUGGGGUGCAUAAGUACUGAAACAUUUGUAAUUAUGAGUGUACCCCUUUAAGAGCUGAGGGGGACGGUGCAAGGUAAACGAGGAAUAAGUCUGUGGCAGAGAAGCAGGUCGUUGCUGCCUAAAAGAAACCAGUGGCUUCUCCUUUUCAUUUUUUACAGUACAUAUGUGAAUUGUGCCAUUGGAUGUAACAACCAGUCAUCCCUCACUAGGGAUCGCAAAAAAACGCUUACUUACAUAAUCGGUUUUAACCGAACACCUGUAGCAAAAAAACGAUUAACCGGUUUUAAAAUCGGUACAAUAGUGGUGUUUACAUAAUUCACCCGCGGGACCUCGAGUUGGGGUGCGGGGUUCCGCACGGACUGUUUUUGUUGUUGCUCUUCCGGAGUGACGAGUUCACAGAGUUCCCGCCGUUAUGCGAGUCGUGUUUUGA
This is a messenger RNA of Syngnathoides biaculeatus (alligator pipefish), 4525 nucleotides long. RefSeq names its product transmembrane serine protease 4a (gene tmprss4a). The coding region runs from base 347 to 1726 and encodes 459 amino acids. Gene Ontology annotation, cellular component: membrane. Gene Ontology annotation, molecular function: protein binding; calcium ion binding; serine-type endopeptidase activity. The record is from RefSeq and is a predicted model, not a curated record. NCBI's taxonomy places the organism in Eukaryota, Metazoa, Chordata, Actinopteri, Syngnathiformes, Syngnathidae. The transcript is spliced from 13 exons. Gene Ontology annotation, biological process: proteolysis; blood coagulation.